UUAGAAAGUAGUGGAUGGAAUUACCAGUACCAGUACCAGUAGGCAGUGGCAAUUGAUUCCGGUUUUAAAAUAAUAAAAAUGAUUUAGUAAUAGUAAGGCGAAAAGGGUUGAUAAUUUGAAAAAAAAAGAUAUAAAAAGGUGCGAUAAUGGUAUAAUCCAUCCAAGCCAGAGACAGAGAGAGUGAGAGAGAAGAGAAGAGACAUAGGAUAGGAACAACAUAAGCAGUGGAAGAUAAGGCGAGCAGAAGAGAGAAUGGAAAGAGCAGCAGAGAAGCCACCACUGGCAGUAGCCACACUCUCUCUCUCCACCAUUCCGCCAUUCCUCCAACCCAAGAUCCCAACCGCUCCGCAACCCAACAAGGUCAAGCUCCCAACCCAAGCCUCAUCCCUCACACACCUCUCCCUCACUGCAACCACUCCCAAUCCCAAUCCCUCCAAACCCUCCUUCAAAUCCACCCUCUCCGCCAACCCCCUCCACGCCCCUCUCUCCCUCGGCCCCCACCGCCCCCGCGACCCAUCCAACGCCGCCGCCCUCCGCCGCGCCGCCAUCGUCUGGUUCCGCAACGACCUCCGCCUCCUCGACAACGAGUCCCUCACAACCGCCAACAACGAGUCCCUCUCCGUUCUCCCCGUCUACUGCUUCGACCCCGCCGACUACGGCAAGUCCUCCUCCGGCUUCGACAAGACCGGCCCCUACCGCGCCUCCUUCCUCAUCGACUCCGUCUCCGACCUCCGCCGCAAUCUCCAGGCGCGCGGCUCUGAUCUCGUCGUCAGGGUCGGGAAACCGGAGACCGUGCUGGUGGAGCUGGCGAAGGCCGUCGGCGCCGACGCCGUGUACGCGCACCGGGAGGUGUCGCACGACGAGGUGAAGGCGGAGGAGAGGGUGGAGGCGGCGAUGAAGGAGGAGAAUGUGGAGGUGAAGUACUUCUGGGGAAGCACAUUGUAUCACGUGGAGGAUUUGCCUUUUAAGCUGGAGGACAUGCCUUCCAAUUACGGAGGGUUUAGGGAUAGGGUUCAGAAAUUGGAGAUUAGGAAGACAAUUGAGGCGUUGGAUCAGCUUAAGGGAAUGCCCUCUCGCGGAGAUGUUCAGCCUGGGGAUAUUCCCUCCUUAAUGGACCUGGGCCUUAACCCAUCUGCCACAAUGCCACAGGAUGGGAAGGUGGCUGCUAAUGCUUCCAUGAUAGGAGGAGAGACUGAGGCAUUGCAGAGGCUUAAAAAGUUUGCUGCUGAAUGUGAAGCUCAGCCACACAGGGGGUCUAAGGAUGGAACACACAGUAUAUAUGGGGCUAACUUCUCUUGCAAGAUUUCGCCGUGGUUGGCAAUGGGAUGCCUCUCCCCUAGGACAAUGUAUGAUGAGCUCAAGAAGACUGCCACCAGAGCUGUUUCUGCUUCGGUGAACGGGAAUAAUGGUGGUAAUGGUUCAUCCAAAACAGGAUCAAAUUGGUUGAUGUUUGAGUUGAUGUGGAGGGACUUCUUUAGGUUUAUAACCAAAAAAUACAGUUCUGCAAAGAAACAGUUGGAAGCUGCUCCAGCCACUGCAUGUGCGGGUGCACUUGCCUAGGCUAGAAGAUCUAGUGGACAUAAGAAAGUUUGUUUCAGGGUGGUUUGCUUCCCUACGCUGACAUGGCAGUAGGGUGCUGGAUGAACAAGUUUUGGUUCACCCUUCUGAAGUUCUGUUGUAACUGGCAGAUACAUUAUUUCAAUAUGGAAGCUUUGCAUUAUUUUCUCGAUGGCAAGUGUUGGUAUUCAUUCUUAAUGUAGCAUUUGGUCUGCAUCGGGCAUCUUUUGAGUAUGUCAGUCCAAAAUUCAUGCCUCUGACUCUCCCCCAAUAACUAUAUUAUGGGAGUAAUUUGAAAUUUAAAAAUUGGAUGUAAUUACUGCGGUAUCUAUAUUUUUAAUAAUAUCAGGAUGAGUUCUCUAA
Messenger RNA from Cajanus cajan (pigeon pea), 1920 nucleotides. Lineage: Eukaryota; Viridiplantae; Streptophyta; Magnoliopsida; Fabales; Fabaceae. The record is from RefSeq and is a predicted model, not a curated record.